AUGGAGAGGAACAGUUUGAGCAACAACUUGAAGCACCAUAGCAUUGAUGGAGGAAGAUCUAUGAAAGAAGACUGCAACAACAACAACAAUAGGGUUAAGGAUUCAUGGGAAAGCUGUAAAAGUGACAGGCAUGGUGAAGAUUUUCUAAAUGGGUUUUCAUGGCCUCCAAGGUCUUACACUUGUAGCUUCUGCAAAAGGGAAUUCAAAUCAGCUCAAGCCCUUGGUGGUCACAUGAAUGUUCAUAGGAGAGAUAGAGCCAGGUUGAGACAGUCACCUCCUCCAAGGGAUGGUCAGUACCCUUUUCUUAACCUUAAUCUUUCCCCAAACCCUAACCCUAGCCCUAACUCUAACCCUUAUCAAAACCUUAACAACCCUUCAACACCUUUCACUUCCACACUAUCUCCCUUGUUCUCUCCCUCUAUUUCCUCUUUAUCUUCAUCUGCAUCUGUUUCUGCAAGCGAAAUCAUGAAACGGGGUACAGACAAUACCCUAUUCCAUCAUCGCUUGAGCAACAGAAAUACGGAUUUUUCUAAAACCCUUUUCGGGGUAGAAAUUGAACAUUUCGCCCAAGUAAGUGGAUGCGCGGUUUCGAAGACUGCAGAGAUUGUUAGGGUGGACUUGGAGAUUGGUUUGCUUCGUGAUCCAAAGGAUGAUUUGGAUUUGGAGCUUCAUCUCGGAUGCUCUUAG
Camellia sinensis is the source of this 687-nucleotide messenger RNA. NCBI's taxonomy places the organism in Eukaryota, Viridiplantae, Streptophyta, Magnoliopsida, Ericales, Theaceae. The record is from RefSeq and is a predicted model, not a curated record.